Trichoderma gamsii is the source of this 1644-nucleotide messenger RNA. RefSeq names its product amidase. Gene Ontology annotation, molecular function: catalytic activity. The record is from RefSeq and is a predicted model, not a curated record. The transcript is spliced from 3 exons. NCBI's taxonomy places the organism in Eukaryota, Fungi, Ascomycota, Sordariomycetes, Hypocreales, Hypocreaceae. Bases 1 to 1644 code for a protein of 547 amino acids.
AUGGUCGAAAGGGUGCGCAUCAGCACCAUUUCAGGCGAAUCGCCAACUCCAUGCGACAACCCCGUCAAAGAAGGGAGUGUGGAAUCUCUGCUCGCAAGCCUUGGCUUGAGCAUUGAUCCAUCAGAGGCUCAAGAUUUCCGCAGACUCCUGGCCGCUGUUCAUGACUGCGCCGAGACCGUGGCUGCCUUGCCGGACUACCAGCUUAAUUCUCGGCUAAGUCGCUACCCGCGCCAGAAUAUACGGCAACCAGCAGCAGAGGAGGAGGAGCAGGGGCUGGGCCAAGCCUGGGCGCACCGCUUCUUCAUCGCCGGAGAUCGCGAGGGUGGUGGCCGCCUGAUCGGCAGAUCCGUCAAUCUCAAGGAUGUGAUUGCCGUUGCUGGCGUGCCGCAGCUGCAAGGGAGCCGUGUAAUUCCAUCCUGGACCCCCGAGUUUGACGCCACGGUGGUUACGCGACUGCUGGAAGCCGGGGCUGACAUCCGCGGGACGUCGACCUGCGAGGACCUGUGCCACUCGACGUCCUCGUUUACGAGCGCGCAAGGCACAGUUGAGAACCCGCAUGCUCGGGGAUAUUCGGCCGGAGGCAGCACUUCUGGGGGCGCAGCUCUCGUGGCAGCUGGAUUGGUAGAUGUGACGAUAGGGACCGACCAGGGCGGCAGCAUCCGAGUCCCUGCAGCCAUGUGCGGUUGUGUGGGGAUCAAGCCCACACACGGCCGCGUCCCCUUUACGGGCAUAAGCAGCGGCGACGCCUUGGACGACCACGUUGGUCCUAUGACACGAAACACCCUAGACGCGGCUCUGUGCCUGGACGUGAUCAGUGGCUACGAUGGUAUCGAUGAUAGGGCGUUGGCCAGCCCCAAGCCGGGUUCUACAAACUUUGCAGCCACCAUUUCACAAGGCUCUGCUACUCGCCUGGAUGGUUUCCGAGUCGGCCUGAUCACGGAAGCAUUCCAACAUGCGUCACUGGAUCCUGUCAUCCGAGAAGCGGUUCUGGCUGCCGCGAAGCGGUUUCAAGACCUUGGUGCUGUCGUGGAAGACGUGUCCAUCCCAGACCACAACCUAGGCCCUGCCAUAUGGACGAUCCAACAGCGAAUUUCCGGCACACAGACUCUUCUCGGCCGCAAUACGGGUAGGAGGGAGCUUUAUCCCACGGGACUUCAUGGUAAAACCCUGCCAUGGACCGCCGAUUCGUUCAGAAGAUCGUCAACUUCUACGAAAAACGUCAUCAUCAAUGGCCUGCACCUCAUGUCAGAGUUUCCCGGCCUCUACGGCAAGAGUGUUAAUAUCGGGCGGCAACUACGCGAUGCGUACGAGGCAGUAUUUCGGGAAUACGACGUCUUGAUCACGCCGACCGUCCCUGUCGUGGCCCCCAGGCAUGGACGGCGCGGCGGACUCCCCAUUGAAUCCGCAACGCCGAGUAUGGGACUGACAAUCAACACGGCCAUUUUCAACGUCACGGGCCACCCGGCCAUGUCGAUACCUGUUGGCUUCGCACCAGCCAAAGACGACAAAACCGUUUUGCUGCCCAUGGGGAUGCAGCUUGUCGGAGGGUUGUGGCAGGAGUUGAAGAUCCUGAGGGCUGGCCAUGUGUGGGAGUCGUGCUUUGAUUGGAGACACAAUGUACAGCAUACCGAAGGACUAGACUAG